AUGUAUUUCUUUCAGGGCAUUAAAAUAACAUCAACGAAGACGAUCGUACCAUAUGAGUAUUAUUCAUUACCAUUUUGUCGACCGAAAGGCGAAAUUCAUUACAAUUCAGAAAAUCUUGGAGAAGUUAUGCGAGGUGAUCGAAUCGUCAAUACACCAUUUAAUAUUUUUAUGAAGCAAGACAUCAAAUGUGCUACAGCUUGCGUUAGUGAAGGAGAAACAGUAAAUGUUAAUGAAGAAGAAUCUGUAAAUCUUUUAAGGAGAAUUUGGGAAGAAUAUCAUGUUCAUCUUCUUGUGGAUAAUCUUCCAUGUGCAACAAAAUACGAAGUGGAAGGCUUAACUGAGCCAGUUUAUGAACAUGGAUAUCGUUUAGGAUGGGUCAAAGAUGGACAUUAUUAUUUAAAUAACCACUUAGAUAUUGAACUUAAAUAUCAUCAGCCGGCUGCGGAUUUAUAUCGAGUUGUUGGAUUUGAAGUAGUACCAAGAAGCAUCGAUUAUAGUCGCUUGAAUUUUAAUAAAGAAAAUGGAGAAUGUGAGAUUAGUCCAAGUGGUCUGAAUCAAGAAUUGAAGAAGGAGGGAAAUAAAAUAACAUGGACAUAUUCAGUACGAUGGACUGAAAGCAACGUGCCAUGGGCAAGUAGAUGGGACAUAUAUUUAUCGAUGAGAGAUGUUCAGAUUCACUGGUUCUCUAUUUUGAAUUCCGUCAUUGUUAUCAUUUGUCUGUCAGGUUUUUUAAGUGUAAUUAUCGUACGGACCGUACGUCGAGAUAUUGCUCAAUAUAAUAAGGAUGAAGACUUGGUAGAUGAUACUUUGGAAGAGUCUGGUUGGAAAUUAGUGCAUGGAGAUGUUUUUCGUGCUCCACCUAAUUCAAUGUUAUUGGUCAAUUUUGUUGGAACCGGAAUUCAGCUUAUUGGCAUGGUUGCAAUCACCGUAUUUUUUGCAAUGUUAGGCAUGUUAUCGCCAGCUAGUCGCGGUUCUCUAAUGUCUGCUGCAAUUUUUCUUUAUUGUUUUAUGGGACUUAUCGCUGGUUAUUAUGCGGGACGUCUUUACCGCACCAUUAAAGGCGCUAAUCCGAAGCGAUGUGCUUUUUGGACAGCUAUGUUGUUUCCCUCGAUUAUUCUUGGUGUUGGAUUUCUUUUGAAUUUCUUUUUAAUUGGCAAGCGUUCUUCUGGUGCUAUUCCUUUCACAACUAUGAUUGCACUUCUUUGUCUUUGGUUUGGUGUUGAUUUACCCCUUGUAUUUCUUGGAUUUCAUUUUGGAUAUCGCAAGCAGCCGUAUUCGCAUCCAGUGCGAACAAAUCAGAUUCCUCGCCAGGUGCCCGACCAGCCAUGGUAUUUGCAUACAUUACCAUGUAUGCUUCUUGCUGGUAUUCUACCAUUUGGCGCCGUUUUCAUUGAACUUUUCUUCGUUUUUUCGGCGAUAUGGGAGAAUCAUUUUUAUUAUUUGUUUGGAUUUUUAUUUAUUGUUUGCGUCAUUUUAUUCGUUUCUUGCGCCCAAAUAUCAAUUGUAGUCGCAUAUUUUUUACUUUGUGCAGAGAAUUACCAUUGGUGGUGGAAAUCUUUUGUAAUCAGUGGUGGUUCAGCAAUUUAUGUAAUGGGGUAUUCGAUUUUCUACUUCUUCUCUAAGCUCAACAUCGUUGGAUUUAUCCCUACGUUGCUAUAUUUUAGCUAUAGUUUUCUGAUUGCGCUUACAUUUUCGAUACUAACAGGAACGAUUGGUUUCUAUGCUGCAUAUUCAUUUAUUUGUAGAAUAUAUGGAGCAGUUAAAAUUGAUUAA
This is a messenger RNA of Dracunculus medinensis (Guinea worm), 1773 nucleotides long. NCBI's taxonomy places the organism in Eukaryota, Metazoa, Nematoda, Chromadorea, Rhabditida, Dracunculidae. The record is from the annotation of a GenBank genome assembly.